Messenger RNA from Nylanderia fulva, 1434 nucleotides. RefSeq lists its product as uncharacterized. The record is from RefSeq and is a predicted model, not a curated record. NCBI's taxonomy places the organism in Eukaryota, Metazoa, Arthropoda, Insecta, Hymenoptera, Formicidae.
GGACAUCCGGCACGUGCCGACCAAUCUGUGCGCUGUAUUCUCGACUCAUCAAAAUGUCAAUACAUCGAGAGCAAUUAGAAUCGCCGGAUUAUUUCGUCCUUUUUUCGGCCUUGCCGGAAAACUAUACCUACUGCAUGAACUAUAUGAAUUUAACCUAACAUCUGUAUUUUUAACCUUUUUAUCGCUGUAAUAUAACUUUAGUAAAGUUAUGUUGAGUAAUAAGUUAUUAAUAGAAAUCUUACGAUUCAUACAUAAAAGAACAAGCUAAUCCACUUAGGAAAGAAAGCGCUGUUAGAAUGAAUUUUAGAUUUGAGUUUUAAUAUGCAUAAAUUUAAUACGUUGAAGUCUUCAAAGUCGCCAUUAAGACGUCUUUAUUCCAGUAAUCAUACUAAAUCGUCAAAAAAUCAUUAUGAUACAUUAAAGAUUACACCACAUGCUACUCAGAAUGAAGUGAAAUCAGCGUACUACAGGUUAUCUCUUCAGUAUCAUCCUGAUAAAAAUAAGAGUGGAUAUGCAAGACAAAAGUAAGACAUAUCAGAUGCCUAUGAAGUACUCGGCAAUUAUGAAUCGCGCAAGAAUUAUGACAGAGAUACAAUUAUUCGUCAACAACCAGUGUCCGAUACUACUCAAGAGCCUAUGUCUCAAUAUAAACAAAAAGUCUAUACAGGAAGUUCCAGAAUUUAUAAUUUUGAUGAAUGGACACAGGCACAUUAUGGAAGGACACUGAAUUUGGCUCGUAUAAGGAGGGAUAGGUAUGAGCAAUACAAACAGAUGGAAGAAUUAAAUCGUACAGGUACUUCUCACAGCAUAGAAUUUCUUAUGUUAUUAUUUACUGUAAUGAUAGCUGCUAUAUAUAUGCGGCGAAAGAUAGAUAAACCAAUAGAUAAAAUUGAAAAAGAUAUAAAGUUGAUAGUAACAAAAAUUAGCCAAUGUAUUUAUUUUAAAUAGUAUAAAUUAAUCUGUUUUAAGAUUAAAUGUACAAAUUUAUUUUUAUGUUAACCUCUUAUUGUUACAUUCACUAGUAAAUAAAGAAAAUUAGAUUAUAGUAAAAAGAUUAAAUAUACAUGUAUAUUAUUUUAUAUAGCCCUCAAAAAGAUAAUAUACAUACAUGUUAAAAGUUGUACAGCACAGUUAUUAGAUUAACUUAUAUGUGUGUGUUAGUGCAUUAUGACACAAAAAGAUCAAAUAUCUCCCUUGUACAGUAACUCUAGAAAAGAUUUCAAAAGUGUUACCAUCACAACUAUAAGACUUGAGAUAAAUGUAAAACAAUUAUGUGUAAUUAUAGACUGUACAUAAUAUUACGCAAUAUGUAAAAGUGAAAAAUUAAUUUGCAAAACAAGUUUUGUGUACAAAAAAUUGUAAAAUUAGAGCUUAUGUGCGCUAUGACUAAAUAUACAGAUAUAUUUUAAAAACAAAUAAAUAUCCAACAUGUAA